AUGUCAUCCCAGAGCGUGCUCAUGCUCGGUGCGGGCUUCGUGACCCGGCCGACCCUCGAUAUCCUCAGCGAGGCCGGUAUCCCCGUCACCGUCGCCUGCAGGACGCUCGAGUCCGCGAAGAAGCUUUCCCAGGGCGUCGCCCACUCGACCCCCAUCUCCCUCGAUGUGACCGACGACAAGGCUCUCGAUGCUGAGGUCGCCAAGCACGAUCUGGUCAUCAGCUUGAUCCCUUACACCUUCCACGCCACCGUCAUCAAGUCGGCCAUCCGCCAGAAGAAGCAUGUCGUCACCACCAGCUACGUCUCGCCCGCCAUGAUGGAGCUCGACCAGCAGUGCAAGGACGCCGGCAUCACUGUCAUGAACGAGAUUGGCCUGGACCCCGGUAUUGACCACCUCUACGCCGUCAAGACCAUUGAGGAGGUGCACCAGGAGGGCGGCAAGAUCCUGUCCUUCCUGUCCUACUGCGGCGGUCUCCCCGCGCCUGAGGCCUCGGACAACCCUCUCGGCUACAAGUUCUCGUGGUCGUCGCGUGGCGUGCUGCUGGCGCUCCGCAACGCCGCCAAGUACUACCACGGCGGUUCCGUCGUCGACGUGCAGUCCAAGGACCUCAUGGGCACGGCCAAGCCCUACUUCAUCUACCCCGGCUACGCCUUUGUCGCGUACCCCAACCGUGACUCGACCCCCUACAAGGAGCGCUACAACAUCCCGGAGGCCGAGACCAUCAUCCGUGGUACCCUCCGCUACCAGGGCUUCCCCCAGUUCAUCCGCGUCCUGGUCGAGAUCGGCUUCCUCGACGACACGGCCCAGGAGACGCUCGCCCAGAACCAGCCCUGGAAGGAGGCCACCAAGACCAUCGUCGGCGCCUCGUCCUCGAGCGCCGCCGACCUCGAGAAGGCCAUCCUCGCCAAGGCGACCUUCGACUCGCCCGAGGACCAGCAGCGCAUCCUUGGCGGUCUGCGCUGGAUCGGCCUCUUUUCGGACGAGCAGACGAUUGCGCGUGGCAACCCGCUCGACACGCUCUGCGCGACGCUCGAGAAGAAGAUGCAGUUCGAGGAGGGCGAGCGCGACCUCGUCAUGCUGCAGCACAAGUUUGUCAUUGAGCACAAGAGCGGCGAGCGCGAGACGCGCACGUCGACCCUCGUCGAGUACGGCGACCCUGCCGGCUACUCGGCCAUGGCCAAGCUCGUCGGCGUGCCGUGCGCCGUCGCUGUCAAGCAGGUGCUCAACGGCACCCUCGCCGAGAAGGGCGUGCUCGCGCCCAUGACCUCCAAGAUCAACAACCCGCUCAUGAAGGAGCUCAAGGAGAAGUACGGCAUCAGCAUGGUCGAGAAGACUGUGUCGUAG
Messenger RNA from Verticillium nonalfalfae, 1344 nucleotides. It is a transcript of the gene LYS3, whose product is annotated as Saccharopine dehydrogenase [NADP(+), L-glutamate-forming]. The coding region runs from base 1 to 1344 and encodes 447 amino acids. The transcript has 5 exons. Gene Ontology annotation, cellular component: cytoplasm. NCBI's taxonomy places the organism in Eukaryota, Fungi, Ascomycota, Sordariomycetes, Glomerellales, Plectosphaerellaceae. The record is from RefSeq and is a predicted model, not a curated record. Gene Ontology annotation, molecular function: saccharopine dehydrogenase activity.